CGCGGUGCGGCCGGGAGGACCGGGCAGCACAGAGCGGCUUCCGGCGGCGGCGCGGCGGCGGCACUGCGUUUCCGGGCGGCGGGAGCGGGAGCGGGAGCGGGCGGCGAUGCCGGAGAUCGAGCUGCAGCAUGUGGUGUCGGUCAGCAGCUCCGACCCGACCCACUGCGCCGAGAACCUGCUGCGACCCGAGAGCUACCGGCCCUGGCGGGGGGCCCGGGCGGGCGAGCGGCAGAUCUGCGUCGUCCUGCAGUUCGCGCGCGAGGCCCGGGUGCAGCGCGUGGAGGUGGGCAACGACGGCUCGGCCUUCGUGGAGGUGCUGGCGGGGGCGGCGGCGGCGGCACCGGGCGACGCCUUCGAGGUGCUGCUGCCGGCGGCGGCGCUGCUGACGCCUGCGGAGAGCCGGGCGGGGACGGGGCUGCGGCGGGUGCGGGUCUUCGGCCCCGGGGCCUUGGCGCCCGCCGCCGCCCGCCGCCCCUGGGACCGCGUCAAGGUGGUCUGCAGCCAGCCCUACUGCCAGACCCGGCCAUUCGGCCUCUCCUUCCUGCGCUUCCACUCCCCCGCCGAGAGCGAGGAGCCGCCCCCGGCCCCGGUGAGGCGCCUGGGCCCCUUCACGGUGCGGGAGGAGGACGGCGGCGAGCGGCGCCCCGGGGCCCUCUUCUACCGCCGGGGGGGGCCGGCCCCCCCCCCAGCCGCCCCCCAGGAAGCCGCCGGCCCCAGCUACGCCGUGGCCACGCUGCAGGCCAGCGCCAGCGAGGCCCCCCCGGGCCCCCCCCGGCCCCCCAAGAGCCCGGCGGCCGCCAAGAGGAAGCUGGAGGCGGCGGAGGCCAAUGGCGGGGCCGAGAAGGGGGCGGGGCCCAAAGCCGGACGCCUGGGCCCGCCGGGGCUGCCGUUGGCGGGCGUCGUGGUGGUGCUGAGCGGCUUCGAGAACCCGCUGCGCGGGCGCCUGCGCGACGCCGCCCUGGCCCUGGGCGCCGGCUACCGCCCCGACUGGACCCCCGACAGCACCCACCUCGUGAGCGCCUUCCCCCGCACCCCCAAGGCCGCCCGGGCCCGGGUGCAGGGCGGCCGCGUCGUCGGCCCCGCCUGGAUCUGGGACUGCCAACGCCAGCGGCGCCGCCUGCCCUGCGCCCCGUACCUGCUGGAAGGAUCCGGCUCCGCCUCCUCCGGCAGCGAAGGGGAGGAGCCUGCGGAGGCCCCGCCCCCGCCCCGCCCCCGCCGCCCCCGCAAGAGCCCCCCCCCGGCGGAGCCCGGCCCCUCGGCGACCCCCCCCCGCGCCGACGACCCCCCAGAGGCGGACGCCGAGGAGUCGGGCGACACCGAGGACGAGCUGCGGAGGCUGGCGCCGGCCCCCCCCCCCGAGGACGACCCCUACGGCGGCUCCACGGACGAGAACACGGACAGCGACGAGCCCAUCCCCCCCCUGCCGGAUUUCUUCGAGGACAAAACCUUCUUCCUCUACGGCGACUUCGCGGCCCCCGAGCGGCGCCUGCUGCAGCGCUACGUCACGGCCUUCGGCGGAGCGCUGGCUCCCUACAUGAGCGAGGAGGUGACGCACGUGGUGACGGCGCAGGACUGGGACGAGACCUUCGAGGAGGCGCUGGACGUGAACCCGUCGCUCUCCUUCGUGCGGCCCCGCUGGGUCCUGGCCUGCGGCGAGCGGCUCCGGCUGGUGCCACCGCAGCCCUUCGCCGUCGUCCCCCGCGCCUGAGGCGUGUCCAGGCGUGUCGAGGCGUGUCAUCGCCGCGUGUCAUCGCGUGUCGCCGCGUGUCGUCACGUGUCAUCGCGUCUCACCCCGUUUUGGGGCGUUUUCACAGGAAUUAAAACAGUUUUGGUAAA
This is a messenger RNA of Dromaius novaehollandiae (emu), 1836 nucleotides long. It is a transcript of the gene XRCC1, whose product is annotated as X-ray repair cross complementing 1. Gene Ontology annotation, molecular function: damaged DNA binding. The transcript has 16 exons. The record is from RefSeq and is a predicted model, not a curated record. Gene Ontology annotation, cellular component: nucleus. The coding region runs from base 107 to 1708 and encodes 533 amino acids. Gene Ontology annotation, biological process: base-excision repair; single strand break repair. Lineage: Eukaryota; Metazoa; Chordata; Aves; Casuariiformes; Dromaiidae.